GGCGUGGCGCGCCCGCCGCCGCAGUGACGUCACGGCGGCGGAGCGCGGGCUGCCGGUGCGCGGCGAUGGGCGCGGCGGCCGAGGCGGACCGGACGCUGUUCGUGGGGAACCUGGACCCACGCGUCACCGAGGAGCUCAUCUUCGAGCUGUUCCACCAGGCGGGCCCGGUAAUUAAAGUGAAGAUCCCCAAGGACCGGGAUGGGCGGCCCAAGCAGUUCGCGUUUGUGAACUUCAAGCACGAGGAAUCCGUCCCGUACGGGCUGAACUUGCUGAACGGGAUCAAGUUGUACGGGCGGCCCAUCAAGAUCCAGUUCCGAUCAGGGAGCAGCCACGCAUCCCAAGAGGGCAAUCAGUCUUGUUCCCCACACGGCACCACCGGCACCAGCCCCUUGGGCGCACCGCACCCGGCAUCCACCGGCGGCAGAUACGACAGGAGUCCUGAUGGCAUGGUACCAGUGGGGUUCCCGUCGGCGCAGCGGUCUCAGCCGCCAGCUGACAACCUCCAGAGACAGGCGAUGCUGAACAGCACCCCGUGGACGCAGCCUCAUUUCGGGGGCAAGUACGAGCAGCCCGGCUUCACCCCGGCCGGCUACCAGCACCCUGUGCACAGCUACCACCCCACGCCAGGCUGCCCGCUGCCACGGCGCCCGGAGCUGCUGCGCAAGGGCCGGCUGGGUGCCCACCCCUACCACGCCGACGGGCGGCACACCGGCCGCGAGCAGCCCCGCUUCGGGGAGCGCGGCCACGACCACGAGCACCGGUACCGUGCCAGCAGAGAGGAGCCUGGCUACGACGACCGGCACCGGGAUAGCUGGAGCCACGACUACCGGAGAGAGGCCAGGUGGCACCCGGCGCGGCAUUAGCCCCUCGGAGGGGGCUUCAAUGGACUCCAUGGCACAGAAAGCCCAAUCCUUUUCUUACCAAGUAUAUGUACAAAAACCCACACACACAACCCGCCAGCGUUCCCUUUUAAUGUUUGUAUAAGUCCCAGCAGCAGUCCCGAAGCGGGCAUGUCCCCUUUGAACACGUUAAUUGUACCUCAGGGCUUUUCACAAGGGGAACUGGCGUUUUGGGGCAGCGGCAGCCGUUCGCUGGUGUGAUGGAGAAGCUGCCAGCGCCGUUCGUGUUCCGUGGGAGGGGGACAUCUCCAUUUCCUGGUGUCUGAAAUCUCUGGUGGUGUCAUUGAUACAGAACACUCGAGUGUCUCAGAGAAAAGCAUUAAAUCCUCCCUGGAAA
Molecule: messenger RNA, 1236 nt
Organism: Strigops habroptila (Kakapo)
Lineage: Eukaryota; Metazoa; Chordata; Aves; Psittaciformes; Psittacidae
Gene: RBM7
Product: RNA binding motif protein 7
Exons: 5
Coding region: 66-863 (265 amino acids)
Biological process (GO): regulation of alternative mRNA splicing, via spliceosome
Cellular component (GO): nucleus
Molecular function (GO): single-stranded RNA binding
Source: RefSeq, a predicted model, not a curated record